UGUUAGGUAGACUUCACAUAGGAUAGAAUUAUUGUAGUUUGUUUGUAGUGUAGUGAGCCCAGUAUACACGCUCCACUGCAUGAGAACUUCUCUCACACAUAUCAAAGAAGUAAAUAACAAAAAAAAUGAUUUAAUUAUUAUUGUGUUUUUUUUUUUAUAAACAAUUUUUAUCAUAUUAUUUUGCAUAAGUUUAAUCUUAAUCAUCAUCGUAUUUAUUAAUUAAAUUAAAAUGGGAGUACAUGGACUUUGGAGGUUAAUUGAUUCUUCUGGAAAACCUGUGCCGCUUGAAACAUUAGAAAAUAAAGUGCUUGCUGUUGAUAUAUCAAUAUGGCUGCAUCAAGCAAUUAAAGGGUUUCAAGAUUCUCGUGGUACAUCUGUUCCCAAUGCUCAUUUAUUAGGAGUGUAUCAUCGUUUAUGUAAAUUACUUUAUUAUAGAAUACGACCAGUUUUCGUAUUUGAUGGUGGAGUUCCGUUACUUAAAAAACAAACUAUUAUUAAAAGAAAUCAAUUAAAAUAUCAGCAUGAAGAUGAAUCAGAAAGAUUACAUCAAGAAAUUUUAAAUACACUUCUAAAGCAAUCAGCAAUCGAUUCAGUUCUUAUUGAAAACAUAACACAAAAAACAAAUAGUCCAAUAAAAAAAAGUCCUCUAAAAAUAUCACGUAAAGAUGAAGAUAAGGAUGAUAUGUUCAAGUUACCCGAAUUACCUCAAGAAUUUACAUCAAGUCAGAAUAAUUCUGAAAAUGAUAUUGAAGAUAUGCGACCUGUUCAUAAGCAUUGGAUUGAUAUUGAUACGUUCAAUGAAAAAGAUAAAAAAUUCUUAUCAUUACCAGCGGAUGUGCGUCAUGAUAUCCUAACAGAUAUUAAAGAAAAUAAUAAGCGCACAUCAUGGAAGAAAUUAUAUGUAACACCUGCUGAAAAUGGAGAGUUUUCAAAAUUUCAAAUACAGCGUGUAUUAAAAAGACGUUCUUUACAAGUGUCGUUAGAGGAAGCUAAAAAGGAAAUGGGUGGGCAUUCGCUAUCGUUAGGUGAUCUAGAAGCUUUAUUGUGCCAAGAAGGUAUUGUAACCGCUUCAAAAAUGGCGGCAAAACGACGUAUUGCAUCCGAUGAAAAUUCAAGAUUUUUGUUUAUAAAAAGUAUUCAACAAACUAAAAAAGAAAUUACUGAAAAAAUGAAUACUAUUAAAGAGGAAACGAAAAAUGAAAAUGAGGAAUCAAUGGAUGAAAGUUUGAAAAGUGCAAAUAAAUUAUCGAAAAUUGAAAUAAAAAAUGAUUCAGAUUCUUCUCAAGAUUCAGACUUAGCAAUUUAUUCAAAAAAUGAACUCAAUUCUGACUUUGAAUCCGAUUUAGAAAAAGCAAUACAAUUAUCGAAGCAAGAAUUAAAUACGCCUUCUACAAGUUCAAUUCAUCAAACCGAAAAACAACCACAUUUAGAGAAGGUAAUAACAAAAGUAGCGAAAUCUGAAGCAGAUAUAGUUGAUAACGAACUAAACGAACCUUCAACAAGUUUUAUUACUAAUACCAUGAAACAAUUAGAGUAUGACCCAGAUUUAGAAAAGGCUUUAAAAUUAUCUCUAUCUGAAAUCAAUUCAAGCAGUUUAAAUUCUGAACAACAAAUUCAGAUUAAAUCAGAAUCAAGUAAUCAAUUAGACCUAGAAACUGGAGAGGCGAAAAACCAUAGCUGUGAAGAUCAAACAGAAAAUACAAAUAUAGCAAUAAAAGAAGAAUCACCCGAUUUAGAUUUAGAAAAAGCAAUAAAAUUAUCCUUAGAAGCUGAAAAAACAAAAGAAAACGAUGUUAUGGAAUAUUUAAAUAAUUUUAAAGACGGUGAUUUUGAAUUUGACAGUUCUAGCGAUGACGAAAUAUUAUUAACACCCGUAGCAAAAGGUUCAACGUCACUUGCAAGAGCAUACUUAACUGAAUAUAGUGAUUUAACACCUUUGGAAAUCGAAAAGUUUUUAAACACAGAAAAAUCCAAAUCGGAAAUUAAAUCAAAAGAUUUUUAUUUGAAUGAAAUGCUUCUAAAUACGCCAGAGCGGAAAAAACCUACAGAACAAGAUGUUAAGGAAUUACUUCAAGAUCUUACAUCAGAUACUGAAGAAAUGGAUGGUAUUGGAGUUAUUUCUGAUUCAGAUGAAUCAGACGAUUUUGUUGAGGUAAAUGAAUCGAAGGAAUCAAAACCUGUUUUAGAAGUUGUGAUUAAACCCGAAAAUGAAGGCAUUGACGAUUUAUUUGCUGAUGUCUUCGAAACUAAUCAGAAAUCAGUUAAAAUAUCAAUCGAAAAAAGUAUCUCAACGGAAAAAACAUACAUCGAAAAUGAAGUACUAGAAAAUAUACCAGAAAAUGAAAAUAAAACAGUAACUAUUUCAAAAACGAGUGAUUUGGAAAAGGUUAAUAAUAAUGAGAAAUUAAUUGCCACUAGUGAGACCACGACCGAAAAAGAAAAGGAGAAAUUAGUUUGCAUCAAUGAAACCAUAAAAGAAAAAAUAAAUGAUGAAAAAUCAAUUUCUAACAAAGAAGAUUUAUCCGUGGAAAAGAGUACCAAACCAAAAAUUUCUAAAGAAGAAUUAAUAAACCUUAAAGAAAACUUGGAAGCCCAACGUGAAAAUUUAUUAAAGGAGAAAGCUCAUGAAGAGCGAAUGGCAAACUCAAUCACAGAUCAAAUGUAUAAAGAUACCCAACAUUUGCUACAGUUAUUUGGUGUUCCAUAUAUAAUUGCUCCAAAAGAAGCAGAAGCUCAAUGUGCCUUUCUAGAUGAAGUUAAUUUAACGGAUGGAACAAUUACAGACGAUAGUGAUAUUUGGUUGUUUGGUGGAAAAACAGUUUAUAAAAACUUUUUUAAUCACAAAAAGCAUGUAAUGGAAUUUCGAGCUGAAAAUAUUCAACAUCACUUCAAAAUGUCAAGACAACAAUUGAUUUUAUUGGCAUUAUUGGUUGGUAGUGAUUAUACUUUAGGGAUUCAAGGAAUAGGCCCUGUCACAGCUCUAGAAAUUUUAGCUGCAUUUCCCCCUUCAAAACAAGAAACAACUAUUCUUAGCCAAGAUGAGCUUAUAUCUGGACUACGGCAGUUUAAACAAUGGUGGCAAGGUGGGCGAGUUGCUGGACCUGGAAAAGCUUCAUUACGUAAUAAAUUAAAAAAUAUUUCUCUACUAGAAGGAUUUCCAAGCAUUCAAGUUAUCAACGCAUACUUACAACCUGAAGUUGAUUCAAACAAAGAAACAUUUUCUUGGGGUAAACCAAAUUUAGAAAAGUUGCGUGAAUUUGCUCGUCAAAAAUUUGGAUGGUCUGAAGUAAAAUGUAACGAAAUAUUAAUGCCAGUUAUGAAACGAUGGGAAGAUCCUAAAUCCCAAAAAUCAAUUCUAGCAUACUUUAAUAAACGCCCGUUAAAAAAUGCGGAAAUCUUAUUGAGUAAACGAGUAAAAAAUGCAGUUACACGUCUAGGACAAGAAAAUUCUGAUGAUAACGAAGAUGUAGAAGAAGAAUUACAACCAAGUACUAGUAGUACAAAAACUAAAUCUAAGGCUACAAAAACUAAGAAAGAAACAAAAACAAAACGAGCCCCUAAAAAACGAAAACCUGGCGAGCCGGAAGUUGUAACACUUGAUGUAGACGUAAAACCAUUAAGUAAGUUACAAGAAAAACUAGUCAAAUUUGAAAAACCUGCACCAAAGACAUACGAGGAGAUUAUACCACAACGUGAAAAAGAUCGGAUAAAUGCAUUGAAAACAAAAUUACGUGCUAUUGAAUUAUAUCGAAAAUCUAAAGCUGGUCCUGGAUAUGUACCAAAGAAGCAGAGACCUCCUCGUAAAAUGAAAGAUGAAGCAGAACUUUCGGAAGAUAGUGAUUAAGCCACAGAAUUUGCAGAAAAUAUUGAUUAAGAUAAUUAAAAAUAUAAUUAAAGUAUUUUAGAAAUACUCUUUAAGACUGCAUUUUGUAUGAUAAACUGUAAAAUAAUAAAACGUACUACAAUACUGUAAUUUAUAAAAUAAUUUUUUAUUUAAUUUAUUAAAUGAU
This is a messenger RNA of Chrysoperla carnea, 4010 nucleotides long. It is a transcript of the gene mus201, whose product is annotated as DNA excision repair protein ERCC-5 homolog. NCBI's taxonomy places the organism in Eukaryota, Metazoa, Arthropoda, Insecta, Neuroptera, Chrysopidae. Gene Ontology annotation, molecular function: single-stranded DNA binding; DNA endonuclease activity. Gene Ontology annotation, cellular component: nucleus. The transcript has 4 exons. The record is from RefSeq and is a predicted model, not a curated record. Bases 230 to 3844 code for a protein of 1204 amino acids. Gene Ontology annotation, biological process: nucleotide-excision repair.